This is a messenger RNA of Drosophila ananassae, 2654 nucleotides long. RefSeq lists its product as uncharacterized. The transcript has 5 exons. The coding region runs from base 372 to 1817 and encodes 481 amino acids. NCBI's taxonomy places the organism in Eukaryota, Metazoa, Arthropoda, Insecta, Diptera, Drosophilidae. The record is from RefSeq and is a predicted model, not a curated record.
UUUGAAUUGCCCGCCCUUAAAACUAAACUAAACGUGCACCAGUGCGAACGUGCGAACGCGCAGCGGAAGAAUUAUUGUUUCCAGCGUCUCCGAAGACUGAAGCAGGACUUAAAGUCAGAACGGUUCGCAGAACGCGUGUUUCAGUGCUUUAUCAAUCAGUUAUUGCCGAAAACAAACAGAAAUACCAACUCCCCCUCAGUGAAUAUGUGAAAAAAACACUCUCCUCAAAACUUCAACUCACAAAAAACAAAUAAGAAAUAAGAAACUUUUUAUAUUCCUGCGUUUUGGGAUUACCAGAGUCAGAAAGUUUCUCGGGAUUACUUGGAAGGAUUAUUUGAUAAAGGAGAACCCCAUAACAACAGACAAUCAAAAUGGUCAACAAACAGUAUACGGCCAACGAUCUGGAGGCUUUUAUGAAGAUCGCCGCCAACUGGCAAAAUUCCAAUCACAACUUGCUGGAGGGCGUCGACUUGAAGACAGAAAUGACACAGUACAUGAACAGUCCGUCGAUGAACAUGUACAAGAAACGAGAACGCACCCAGAACUGGAAUCAUCAGGAGAAGAAGUAUCUCCUAGAUUUGUGCCGCAAGGAUAUGCGAAUCAUAGAGAACAAGCGUCUGGAUGCCGGACUGACUGCCGUGAAGAACAAGGCCUGGAAAAUCAUACAUCAAAAGUUUUCCAAUCAAUUCGGCACCGAUCGCACUUGUAAUCGCCUCAAGGAACAAUGGCGGCGCAUGAAAGCCUGCACUCGCAAUGAGAUCCUGGACUAUAACAAUCGCCUGGCCAGGUUCGGAGCCGAGGUUGCUGAUCGCAAGAAGCCGUCGCCUUUCACUUUCGAGGUCUGGGAUUUCAUGCAGGAGGCCAAGAAGGCCUGCAAAUCAGAGGCCCUGGAUGGCAUCGACUACUCAAAGAUACCCUUGGCCCUGGAGGAGGGCUUCGAGUAUCGGGAGGACUACAAAUUCAAUGCCGAUGAGCAUGAUAUGGAUGACAGCCGCACACCACCACAGGAACUGUGCGAUGUGGACAUCAAGGAGGAGGAGACCAAUGAGACCUUUAACGAGACCUUCAACAAUCACCACCUGAAUCAGAGCGACAUCCAUGGAGCCAGUGGCGAGCGGCUAAGUGUGUCGCCGAAUCACAGCCGGAACGGCAUCCACGAGGCCGAGAGUCCUGCCACAGUUUCCACCGCCGUCUCUGCCCUGGACGCCAGUGGUAGCGGCGGUUAUAUGGCCGGCGGAGCUGAUAUGUCCUGCUUUGGUGGUAACUUCAGCGUGAACAACAUAUCCGCCACGCUGGAGGCCCUCAAUGCCCUGCGUACCGGCCAGUUUCCGAGUGCAGCAGCAGCGGCUGCAGCCGCCAUCCAGCAGCAUCAUCAGGCUGCGGCACUGCAGCAUCAGCACGGCAACAACAACAACAAUAACGAGGAGGACGAUGAUGUUAUGAAGCCACUGGCCAAGAGGCAACGCACCAGUAGUGGCAGUGUUUUGGGUAGCGAGGAUCAGCCACAAUCCCUGGCAGCCGCAACACUGCCCAAUUCGUCAGAUUGCCAGGCCUUGGAGCGAUCCAGUGCCGCCAGCAGCAGCAGCAAUGGAGCCGCUGUGGGUACCAACAACAACAACAACAGUAGCAGCAGCAGCCAGAACAACUUUGAGCUGCGGAUGUUUAUGGAAAUGCAGAGCAAGGAGCACAUGAUGCGAAUGAAGAUCCUGGAGGUGCAGUUGCAGGCGGCCAAGCACAGUCGCGAUUUGGUGGAGAUCAACAAGACGCUGGCGCUGCAAAAGCUGCAGGAGCUGGCCAGCAAGCGGCUGCCCAGUUAGGAGGCAGUGCAGCAACCAUACAGCCACUAUCAUGUUUCGUGUUACAUUAGUUUAUAGAAAGAAAAUUACAAGAACAAAACCAUCUCCUACGCCAUGUUCGCGGGCAGAUUGGCUAUAUAGUUUAGCCCAUAGUUUUAGUAAUAAGUUGAAAGCAGGAUUCACCGAAAAACAAACACAAAACACACAGACACAGAGACACCGAGUUGUAUGCUACACAACAUUCCUGGCAUUUUGAUGAUCAGUAUUUAAAAUGAAAAGCUAGAAGCGAAUCCACCCGACUCACGUUUGUUCACAGAGAGGAGCAGGGGGCGCUCGGAAGUAUGCCAUAAUCUAAAGCCCAAUCAGCCUACCUCACACACACACAGACACAGUUACAAAACAAACACAUGAACACACACCAGCACACUCUCUUCUGGCCUAACCAGCACUUGACCAAGUCAAGUCAAGUUUAGUUAGUUUCUAGUUUUUAGUUUGUACGGCAAUCACUCUCCAAGUUGCUCAACUACCACAAAUGUAUUGUACUUAUGUUUUUUGACUCUGCUCUACCACUAACGAUUCAAGCAUACCUCAGGGUAUCGUAAAAAGAAAGCACAAAUAUAUAUUUUUCAUAGUCCUUAAGUUAAUUUGAUCGAUAUAUACACCAUUUUAUCUAUAUAUAUAUUAUUAUAUAUGACUAUGCAGCACUACAAUCGGCAACUGUCUCUGAUUUUGAUUUGUACUAGUAAUUUGUAUUUAUUUUUAUCUUUGUAUAGACUAUGUUGAUAUGAUAUAUGAACCCUCUGCAUAAUAUAUGUAUAUGUUUGUUUGAAUGCCAUAUUAAAUGAAAGUUCAUUUUAA